Molecule: messenger RNA, 917 nt
Organism: Setaria italica (foxtail millet)
Lineage: Eukaryota; Viridiplantae; Streptophyta; Magnoliopsida; Poales; Poaceae
Product: leucine-rich repeat protein 1
Exons: 8
Coding region: 34-783 (249 amino acids)
Molecular function (GO): protein binding
Source: RefSeq, a predicted model, not a curated record
UCAGUGUGCCAAGCAGUUCUCAGGUUCGCAGCAAUGGCUGCUCAUCAGUUUGCGGUGGCAACAGCAGUCCUCAGUUGCCUUCUUGCUCUUGCAACAUUUGCAAGCUGCAACACUGAAGGUGACAUACUGUACAAGCAAAGGUUGGCAUGGAAGGACCCAAACAAUGUGCUCCAGAGCUGGGAUCCGACUCUUGUCGACCCCUGCACCUGGUUUCAUGUCACUUGCAACAACGAUAACUCCGUCAUCCGUGUGGAUUUGGGGAACGCAGGCAUCUCAGGCCCUCUGAUUCCAGAUCUGGGAGGACUGCAGAACCUCCAGUACCUCGAGUUGUAUGACAACAGCCUGAACGGUACAAUACCAGCAACAUUGGGAAACCUGACUAAACUCAUCAGCUUGGAUCUUUAUGAAAACCAGCUUACUGGAGAGAUACCGGCUACGCUUGGCGCCAUCAGCAACCUGCGAUAUCUGAGGUUGCACGAGAACAACCUGACUGGGGCUAUACCAACUUCUUUGGGCAAUCUGACGAGCCUUCAGGAAUUGAAACUUCAGAAGAAUGAACUCAGCGGCUCUAUUCCAUCCUCCUUUGGAAACCUCAAAACAGUGUUGAUCCUGAAGUUGAACGAUAACAUGCUGUCCGGCAUGGUUCCACUGGAAGUCCUCUCUCUUCUCAUUUCUGGGAAUUUGACGGAGAUAAAUAUUGCAGAGAACGACUUGACAGGCACAGUGAGAUCAUCAGGAUUCAGAGUGACGGCGAUUAUCCAGGACAAGCUGAAGAAUGCAUGAUGAGUCCCUGGAUCGUGACAUUGUUUUCCUUCAUGCGUGUUGGAAAUAAACAAAUAAAUCCAAUGACAGGGAUCAAUAUAGACAUCUUGCAGUAGGGAUUCUUCUGCUCAAUAAAACUUAUUUGUCUGGGGUUU